Nicrophorus vespilloides is the source of this 1681-nucleotide messenger RNA. RefSeq names its product neo-calmodulin-like. Gene Ontology annotation, molecular function: calcium ion binding; enzyme regulator activity. Bases 583 to 1239 code for a protein of 218 amino acids. The transcript is spliced from 8 exons. Lineage: Eukaryota; Metazoa; Arthropoda; Insecta; Coleoptera; Silphidae. The record is from RefSeq and is a predicted model, not a curated record.
CGUCUUCAAUGAUAAUUGAUUGAUAUUCAAUUAUUACGUGGCGGAGAAAGAGAGAGGUCAUGACACUCGCCUCGAAAUUAGUGUUCUUUUUGUAGUAGUCAACUUCCCUAUGCGUACAUCCAUUGAAGCAUUUUCUCAAGAGAGGACGAAUUCAAUUUAAUAACCUUGAAUUAGGUUCAAUUGAUACUAAAUGACUCGAAUACGGCCCACAAUAAGCGUACUCUUUGUUUGCUUAAUUAUAUAAUGUCCGUUGCAUGUUCAAUACAAUUCAAAGAACUUGCAGAGCGUCUCUAGUAGAACGGAUUUGUCGACCCCUGAAAAUAUAUUGCGAAUGGGGCGCAGACGCGAUCCGACGCCCAAUAGUCGUCGGGGGUAGUUCCAAUUCACAAUUUGGUGCAGUGUGCAAAAUAAACGGAUACCCGCCCUCAUUAAAACACAAUUGAAAAUAAUAAUAAGAUUAUUAUUAUUAUUUUUUAACAAAUAACGUAUCGAGAAGCAUUCAAACUGGAGGGCAACAAAUUGUUUAGCGCUGUAAACAAUUUCUUUACUUCUUCGCCGAUCGUUAAUCACAUCAAGGAUUUGAUGACUCGAAACGUCGCCGAUCGCGACGUUGGACCGAAUCCCAUCCAACUGAUUGAUCCAAAUCCGCCCGAUAGGCCGGUUCAGCUGUUGCGGACGGGAAAAUCGACGGAGAAAUGCCGAAUCUCGAAGAAUUCCGCGAGAUACGCGAACGUCUCUAAGAGUCAAAUGAAAGAAUUCCGCGAAGCGUUCAGACUGUUCGACAAAGAUGGUGAUGGCAGUAUCACGAAGGAAGAGCUUGGGAGAGUGAUGCGAUCUCUGGGUCAAUUCGCCAGGAGCGAAGAGUUGCAACAGAUGUUGCAAGAGGUCGAUGCCGAUGGCGAUGGUAACGUCAGUUUUGAGGAAUUCAUGGAUAUAGCGUGGUCGGCGAGCGGCGGAGCGGAUGCAGCAAUUCAACCGGGAGAUGAAGAAAAGGAAUUGAGGGAUGCUUUCCGCGUCUUCGAUAAACACAACAGAGGAUACAUUACAGCCUCCGAUUUGAGGGCCGUUUUACAGUGUUUAGGCGAAGAUUUAUCAGAGGAAGAAAUUGAAGAUAUGAUCAAAGAAGUGGAUGUCGAUGGUGACGGGCGAAUUGAUUUUUACGAAUUUGUAAACGCAUUAGGUGAGCCCGGAGACGAGGACAGCUUCGAUGAAGAAGAGGAGGAUCUACUUGGUUAUUGAAUAAUCCAUAUAAAUUAUACAAAACUAAUAUCAAUUACUCUACUAUUAAUUACUCUAUGUGUCAAAUAACGAAUAUAAUUAAGCCAAAAUCUAUGUAUUUUAUGUGUCAAGCAUUUUAUUGUUGUUAGAUAGUUGCAAAUGUUGUUUGUUUUUUAAUAAAAUUUCCGAAGAAUCUGUAUCACCAGUAGAAGACAAUCUUUUAUUAAAAGACAAUUAACAGAAUUAGAAGAAUUGAAGAAAAUCACUUUUAGUACAACUACAAUUAAAUAUGCUGGAUUGAGUAACGCUGCUAAACGGUGCUAAUCUAAAUAACCGCUGAUCGUGUAACUGACAUCCAAACAAUGUUAAUCCUACAUGAUUUAUAGCGACUAGGAGACAAUGUCUAAUAGGAUCAAUAGCUUUGCUAAAUCCAGUAACAAGUGCAAAAUCCCAAUAAAUAUCC